AUGUGUGGUUAUAACAUUUACGUGACUAAGAAAAACUAUAAAGAUCACCCUAGUCCCACACAGAUACUUCAGAUUUCAAACUUUGGAUCUACUCUUGCGUUUCUCGUUCGAAUUCACUCACGGCCGUUUGAUUCAGUCAUAGACGAAGAAAAAAGAGAGUCAUCUUCGGAGCACGAGACUCAAGUAUCCAACAUCCGGUGGCAUCUAGCAGAAGGUGGUUUCGAGGAGUUCAAGCUGUUGGAGAGGCUUGGGGAAGGGAAAAAGGCAACUGCCGUUAUAGGAGAGGUGGCGGAUGAGCUGGGGACGGAGCUGGUAGUGAUGAGCAUGGAAGCCAUCCACUCCAAGUUCAUCGACGCCAAUUUACUUGCUGAGUUCAUCCCCUGCCCCGUCCUCCUCUUGCCCUUAUGAAUUAUUAUUAUUAUUAACCCAUCCAAAUCCUUAAUCCAAAUAUUUACUGUCUUGUCUCUCCUCCUACGCUUCCUUGACUAUUUCUCAAUCCUUCUUUUCUUUUCAUGUAUUCUCCCUGGAAGAGACUAGAGAGAGUGUGUCGAAAUGUGUAAUGCACAUCUUCUGUAUGUUUUUAUUAUGAUGGUUCUGUGUGUC
This is a messenger RNA of Brassica napus (rape), 603 nucleotides long. RefSeq lists its product as uncharacterized. Lineage: Eukaryota; Viridiplantae; Streptophyta; Magnoliopsida; Brassicales; Brassicaceae. Bases 1 to 408 code for a protein of 135 amino acids. The record is from RefSeq and is a predicted model, not a curated record. The transcript has 3 exons.